AUGCAACACGCAAAAAUUCCUAAAGUUAUUAUUAUCGGUGCAGGCCCAGGGGGACUUGCCCUUUACCAUGCAUUAAUAAAGAACAAGGAUAAGAAAGAAUUCGACGUAAAAAUCUUCGAGCGGGAAUCUAGUCCAAAAGGUAAAAGAGAAAUGUACAAAGUUUUAUCUGUAAUUGAACUUGCUUUUAAAACUUUACCAACAUUUUAUUUAAAAAUAGAUCGAUGGCAAGGGUAUCAUAUCGGGUUAAAUACUCGUGGAAUUCGAUCUCUUUUGAAUUGCACAACAUCCUCGGUCGCUUCAAAUCUUACAAAAGCCAUUCCAGAUCCACUUCCUGAUGUAGAAUUCCAUGGAAUCUCAAUCAUUGACCAUGCAGGAAAUCUUUUAUUAAGGCCACCAACUAAACAAGUUCAAAACUUACAAGAAAUUGUAAAGAUACCUGAUGAUUUUUCAGUUAUAAUUUCUUAUCGUGAUAGGCUUAGAGACGUAUUAUUAGACGGAGUUUCAGUACAAUGGGGUAAAAAAUGUAUCGGAUACGAAGAAACUAAAGAAGGUGUUUGGGUAACUUUUGAUGAUGGUUCGCAAGAAUUUUGCGACAUAUUAGUUGGCGCAGAUGGAAUUAAUUCUCCAGUACGAAAACAGCGAUUACCCGAAUUGCAAAUUUUCGAUUAUGGAGUAACUCAUGUUAAUACAAAUGUUGCCGUGCCUAAGAACCUUAUGGACAGGAUCAUAAAGUUACAUGGAAAUAGUUUACUGCAAAAAUCUCUCGGGUUACACGGCGACGCGUCAUUGGUUACCUUUCGUCUAAUUCCAAUCGACGAUUAUAAGGAAAAUAGCGAUUAUAAUGAGCCUUAUUACAGAGCAACCAUAAAUUAUUCGUACCCUGCCAAGUUAGAUGAUGUUGAAUCUGACAAAAUCAAAGUUGAUGAUAAUGAUUCUGCAUCAGUUAUUGAACAUGUCAAACAGAUGAUUCGAAAAUUAAGACCAGAAGGCGAGACGACCGAAAUUUUAUUAGAAUUAUGGGAUCUAGCUCCUAAAGCAAUUCCAAUCGAUCUGGAAAAAUAUCCAUUUAAAACUUAUAUUCCAACUCAACGAAGAAAUUAUCGAGACAUUAACCCAUCAUCCGUCAGUCAUUGGAUAAGUAGUCGAGUAACGUUGUUAGGAGAUGCCGUUCAUGCAAUGAAUCCUAUACUUGGAUUAGGAACCAAUAACGCUAUUCAAGAUGCCGAUUUGCUCUCUCAAGCGUUAAUUAAUUCAUCAUCAGAAGAUUUUAUUUCUAGUAUUCAAGGUUAUGAAAAUGAAAUGCGAAAAAGAGCAUCCGCUGACGUGUUAAAAUCUAGGACUGCUGCAUUAAAAAUGUCAGUUCCUGUUGGACUUUUUUGGUCUAUUAUUAGAAAUAGUAUUCUUAAGGCCGUGAAUUUCAUUUUGAACAUUCUGAAUACUUUUGCAAAGUGA
Molecule: messenger RNA, 1452 nt
Organism: Funneliformis caledonium
Lineage: Eukaryota; Fungi; Glomeromycota; Glomeromycetes; Glomerales; Glomeraceae
Source: the annotation of a GenBank genome assembly